Messenger RNA from Colletotrichum navitas, 2458 nucleotides. RefSeq lists its product as uncharacterized. The record is from RefSeq and is a predicted model, not a curated record. The transcript has a single exon. The coding region runs from base 172 to 2379 and encodes 735 amino acids. Lineage: Eukaryota; Fungi; Ascomycota; Sordariomycetes; Glomerellales; Glomerellaceae.
CCUCAAACAAACAUUGCAAGUCAACAAGGACCACAAGACAACAACAACACAAUGUUGACACAUGUCAUAAUGACCCGAGCGACACGUACACAAGUUCCCUCAAAUCCUCUUCUCAUCAUCGUCGCCGAUGGAGGUUGACGCAGGCGAAGCAACACCCGUCUGUCCGCAACAAUGGCAAUGCGCAACGUCAAAGUUCACGCCCGUACUCAUUGCGAUACCUUCUCCCAUCCCGUCGACUGCUUUAGCGUCGUCCGCUUUGCCAUUCGGAUCCCCAUCCUUGACAUCGAGGUCAACGACGACGACGACGACAAAAACCUCCAUGUCGACGACGACGGCCACGGCCACCAACACGACGAUAGCCACGGCCAUGUACAAGACACCCAGUGCUUCGAGCUCUGCUUCCAUGCUGGAUUCGUGCCCGGCCCCGACCCUGUUUCCUUACACAUACUGCCCUCUGGCCGCAUCGAGCAUCACGACCCUGCCCCCCUCUUACGCACGCCGCAUCCGCCCUACUAUAUCCACGAGCUACCAGAUCUCAUCGACCUGACCCACACUGCCGACGACGCCGCAAUAACCACUGCCAUGGCCCCGAACCCCAGCAGUAGCAGUAGCAGUAACACCCCUCCUCGUCUUGUCACAUGGCUGCUGUUGAUUACACUAUACACUAUUGCAGUCCUUACCGGUGGUGUCGUCCUUGGCCGUCGUCUCCACCCAUCCAAUGUUGAACAUCUCUCCCCCUCGAGCCGUCCAUUGCUGUCACUUCCUCACGCAACCUAUGUCCUGGACGUUGCCGCCGUGCCGACAACCCGACCACUUUCCCUCUAUGAGGACAUUUUGUCGCUUGAGAGACUUCACCUGGCCGCCAAGGCUGACAUCGCUGAGGUCAUGGCCACUAGCCCAGAUCUUGGUUUAAACUGCGAGCUAGGAAAGCUCGUAAGUCGUAUGUCUCGCGACAUCUUCGCUCUAAACAAGCAUAAUGAUGAUAAUAAUCCCGUCGUCCCAACACCACCGACCCUCUAUGCCGACAUCAAGCUUACCUGCCAACACAUUUCACAUCGCCUCAUGAAGCUACACAGGUCACUCCGCGCUCUAAAAGCCGCCAGCCUAUACCACAGUGAUACAAAGCUGUUUUUUACCGCCUGGAUGCUUGAGACUGCUGCCGAGGACGGGUAUGAUGCUACCUCCCUUCCCCUGGCCUACGCCAAAGGUCUCUUGGACCCCGAACGUGACGUAUGGCAACAGUGCCACUUCUGCAGCACUCCUCCACCGGCGCCUGUCGACGCAUACGUUACAGUUUUGGUUCCUGAUUGGCACUUUGCCUGCGAUAUGUCCUUCUUGAACCUCUCAGCCUCGUUGUCUUCCUAUCCAGCUGCUGCAAUCAAUAACUACUUCAAGUCCUGGGGCAAGCAGCAGUCUGCCCGCCGCUUUGCUGCCUUGCGCAACCCCCCGCUUGAUGUUGACGACACUCCAAUGUACCCAAACAACCAGCACCCUUUUGACGAGGCUGACGAGAUCCAUGACGCGCUGCUGCCGGGCGAGAGUGACCUUAAUGGCCUGGUCCGAAACGUCGUUGAGAUUUCAACUGCUAUUGACGAGCUGCUUGACCUCCUUGGCACUCUCAACAUUUCUGCUGUUUCUGGCCUUCAAGCAGACAACGCUCCGUCACCGCCCGAGGUGGUGUCGUCCAAGCUGUGGUGGCAGAUACCGCGUUCUCGACCCGCGCCUAUCGCCGCCACCGACCGUCAAAUCAGAAUCCGCCGAGGUACUGCACGCCUCGUCAACCUGCAAAACGACCUGCUUACCCCCCUCGUCCGCUCCCUUGGACGCGCCUCAGCCUCCAUGACCGUCGCCUGUGACGAAGCCAACAAGCAGCGUACCAGGGUGCAACGCCUCGCUACAGGUCGCGGCUGGGACUACGAAGCAGCCCACAUCAAUAGUAGUAGUAGUAGUAGCAUCAAGAACAGCAACGGACAGGAGGGAGGCGAAGGCGCUAGGGUCUCUUCUUCGAGUACUAAUAUCGUCGUCCAUGUCGCCCGCACCCUCUUCACUGCCGACCUGGCUGCUGAGGCUUCCGCCCUCCAUGCCGAGUCUGCUCAACGCCUCGCCGAGAGCCAAUCGGCGGCCGCGGCUGCGAAGGCCACCUCGACAAUGCGUCUCCUCGCGUCCCGAGAGCUCGCCACUGCCGCCACAGCCUCCUCGACCACAACUACUGCGGCCGGCUGGCUGGAACAGGUGGACGACGACGAGCCCAUGAGCGAGGAGGAUCUGGCGUUCGAGCAACGGGUGCGGGAAAAGCUCGACGUCUACGACGAACCGAUGAGACGCUUGGCCGACCUGCUUCGGGGGGGCGGUGAUGGAUUGAAUUUGAAUUUGCCCUAAGCAGUUUUAGUCGCCGUAUAUGUGUUCCCUAUAAUUGCUGCUGCCAGUUAGCAGCACUUGCUCUCGUUGGGCCCAACCC